AUGCUAAACGUGCGAAUAAUCAAGGGUGGUUGCCGUGGACGGGAGGUAGAGAAAUUUGGAUUGGUAGGUUUCAAAGCUAAUGUUUUCCUCCAUGAAGAAAUCAGCAUACACUUGUCUGGACGGACAACUUCAAGAUUAAAACAAUGAGAAAUCUCGGGUUAAAGACAUUUUCUACCAACAGCAAACACUAGUCAUUCAUCAGGAAACUGAGCAUGAAAUCGUUGACCAUCCCUAGGAAUUGCCUAUAAUCUUUAUUGCCCGGUCUCUUAAAAAUAGAUGUAGUGCUUGAACAGCAGAAAAAAAUAUUUCAGUUUUAAUGAAACUAUUAUACAUUGACGUUUUCCGAGCUUCAAAGUUUUGAAUAGCUUGAGACAAUCCACUCAACUAUGAGUAAAACUUAAGCUUAAGUCUAAAGUUCGAGUUCAAAGUCAGUCGAGUAAGUUUCCCGGAUCAUUGUAUUUUUUUGUACUUGGAGACAAUGAAGACAAUUGGAGACAAUGACAUAUAGGGAAGGAUUUAUUUUUAAGUCUAUAUUACUCAUUGAUAUACCCUUAUCUUAUUUAUGGUAAUAUUGUCUGGGGUAAUAAUUACAAGCCAAGACUUGAUAGUCUAAUCAAAAUUCAAAAGAAAGUAGUACUUGUGAUAACUUUUUCCUCGUACACUGAGUCAUCAAAGACGCUCUUUCCAAAAAUUGGAGAUCCUUAAUGUUUAUCAAUUAAAUAAUCAGCAAACUAUCCUUUUUAUGGUUGACCUAUUUAAUAAUAAGUUGCCGUAUUAUUUUAGGGAUAUUUACAUUUUGAAAAGUCAACUUCAUUCGUAUGCUACACGGCGAAGCAAUAAUAUACAUAAGCAGUUUUACAGAACAAACUACGGCUAUUAUUCAAUACAGAGUGUAAAGAGAAUUUUUGGAAUUCUAUACCAGAAGAUUUGAAGAACAAAAAAAUCACAAUAUAGUAUAAAAAAGAAACUAAAAAAGUAUUUUUUGUCACAACAGUGUUUAGAAAAUGCUUAGUGGUAGGCAAGUUUUUAAAUUAACAAUUAAGGAAUGAGGCUGAGUAUCUUAUGAAGAAUUAUGGAGAUCGAGGAGGGUGGCCGAUGCGGAUAAUACCCUCCGAGAUCUCCAUAAUUCUUCAUAUGAUACGAAAGCCGAAUUCAAUAAUUGUUUUAUUAUUCAUUUAAAAUAAUUCCUAGUUUAAAAGCGAAGCUAAAACAUGCUUACCUCCAUCGAUGUUAGUUCAUCUUCGAUAGUGCACGUUUAGAGUUGUUCUGCUCUGCAAAUAUUCUCCAAAUAGCAGAUGUCGCCCUUCAAGUUGUGUUUUUGCUGUUCUUGCCAUGUUUUUAGCUAUAAUUUCGCCCAGUUCUUACUCUUGAAACGAGUGAAAUGUCCGCCAUUUUUGUUUUCACAACUAAAACAACUCAACCUCGUCCCCAGGUCUCCUCGGUUAACGGUGCAUUAACCCGCAAGAAGGCUGCACUUUUGACGUCAUCGGUUCAUUUAACGCAAAAUUCUUCCAAAUUUGGUCAUCAGUAUCUGGUCAUGGUGAAUUAUGCGUGUGUUUUUAGCCAAUCAGAAUCGGGGGAAUAUUUUGAAUGAAUAAUAAUUAAUUGAAAUUAAUUUAUAGUUAGAUUUAUGCAUUAGUUAGAUUAUGCUGCAUAUGGCGUCCAGACCUAAUUAAAAGAUAAUUUAGUAUAACAAUAAUAAUAAACAAUAGGUGAAUCUUGUAAAAACCCGUAAGGGUUUCCUAAAUUCUCCAUAUUGAUGAAAUUAUAUCUGUUCAAUAUAAUAAAGUUAAUGUUAUUGUGGUAAAAUGAAUAUUAUAUGCUCAAGCUUAAUUCUUUAUGCUUGUUUGUUCUUCCUUUGAAUUUGUUUGUUUUUGCAGUUAUGGCGAGCAUGUUCAACGCUUGUAGCAAGGAGUAGAGCAAGCUCUACUGCUGGUACUCAAGUAAAGACUUGUUCAGCCAAAUCCAAGCAGGAUUUUCCCGAUGACUUGGAUCAAAGAGAAAGACCAGAUGAGUUAAAGAGCCCAGUGUGUUCAUAUAAUGAAUGGGAUCCUCUCGAGGAAGUCAUUGUUGGACGCGUUGAAGGUGCAGUAAAAUACAUU
Molecule: messenger RNA, 2102 nt
Organism: Porites evermanni
Lineage: Eukaryota; Metazoa; Cnidaria; Anthozoa; Scleractinia; Poritidae
Source: the annotation of a GenBank genome assembly